AUGAAGGGCGAGGAUGUCAAGCAAGGUGCGAUGGUGCCCUACCGAGAUGGGGAGGACGCCGAUGAGACCAACAGCGUCGAGACUCCGACCACCAAGAGGGAAAGGAUCAGAAGCGAUAACAUCAAGCUCUGUGGGUCUAUCACGGAGUUCUUCCUCUUCCUUUUGACCUUCUCCCUGGCCAUGUUGGUCAACCAGUCUGUGGCGACCUCCCGGCUCAGCGAUCACAUCCGCAUGAAAAUGAACCCGACCCACUACCCCAUCACCAGAAUCACCGACGUGCACACGCUGUAUGACUACCUCGAAGAGGUCUUCAUCCCGGCGAUCUACAAGAACACCACGGACAUCCAGCUGGCCGAAAGCAUCUCCCCGCACCUGCGGCCCAUCGACAUUGCCAACCGCCUGCUUGGCACCGUGCGACUCCGGCAGGUUCGCGUUGAUCUGCAGCAGAACUGUCAGGUGCUGCCUCUCUUCGAGCAGUACACUGUCAGCUGUUAUCCGAAUUACAGCCCAGGCACAGCCAGUAAAAUGGCCUUCGGCCCCUUGGAGAGGUUUACAUACUCCGAAGAUAUGGCGGGCAUCGACUACGCCGGCUCCCUUGGCUCGUACACCUCCAACGGCUUCAUGCAGCUCCUGGCCUCCAAUGCCACCUUGGCGGCCCAGCAGAUCGCCCAGCUGCGCGCAGACGGGUUCCUGGAUGCGGCCACCCGGGCCUUCUUCGCAGAGUUCAACAUCUGGAACUCCAAUGUGGGCCUGUAUGCGGUGGUGAACUUCGUGGUGGAGUUCGGCGCGAGCGGCGGCACCGCACAGCAGGCGAUGCGCGGCCUUGCGGCCUGGGUCGACGUUUUGACUGCGACAAAGUGUUCAGACAUCUUCCUUGACUAA
Effrenium voratum is the source of this 882-nucleotide messenger RNA. Lineage: Eukaryota; Dinophyceae; Suessiales; Symbiodiniaceae. The record is from the annotation of a GenBank genome assembly.